This is a messenger RNA of Triticum turgidum subsp. durum (durum wheat), 447 nucleotides long. The record is from the annotation of a GenBank genome assembly. NCBI's taxonomy places the organism in Eukaryota, Viridiplantae, Streptophyta, Magnoliopsida, Poales, Poaceae.
AUGCUCAACAAGCGGCCGAGGAGCAUGGUGAUGCGCCGGAAGGUCAGCUUGGCGUCCAUGCCGUCGGUGCAGAGGCGGGUGCGCCAGGUGAGCGGCGACAACAAGCAGGCACGCACGAGGCCGAUCUUUUUUGUGUCGCCUUGCGCCGAGGAGAUGGGUGCCGGAGGCGGCGGCCACCACUCUCUGAAGAGGGACGCAUUUACCGGGCUGUGGAUGACGGCGGCGUUCCUGGCGGCCUGCGGCAUCUGCGCCAAACCCCUCGCUGGCAAGGAUGCUUAUAUCUACAGGAGUGAGUUUGCAUUCUGCACCAUGGAGUGCAGGGAGAAGUACAUUGAGAAAGACAUAAAGAUGGAAAAUAAGCGCCGCCUCAUAUCCAUCAGGAAGGCCCCGUCAGACCAGUCCGGCAGCGGCGGGGGCUCGUGCAGCGGGCCAGGCAAACCCAUUUAG